Messenger RNA from Fusarium pseudograminearum CS3096, 2952 nucleotides. RefSeq lists its product as uncharacterized. Gene Ontology annotation, molecular function: GTP binding; U5 snRNA binding; translation elongation factor activity. Lineage: Eukaryota; Fungi; Ascomycota; Sordariomycetes; Hypocreales; Nectriaceae. The record is from RefSeq and is a predicted model, not a curated record. Bases 1 to 2952 code for a protein of 983 amino acids. Gene Ontology annotation, cellular component: U2-type catalytic step 2 spliceosome; cytosol; U4/U6 x U5 tri-snRNP complex. The transcript is spliced from 5 exons. Gene Ontology annotation, biological process: mRNA splicing, via spliceosome.
AUGGAUGAUCUCUACGACGAGUUCGGUAACUUCAUUGGUGAAGAGGUCGAGUCAGAGGAGGGCUCCGAGGUUGGCGUUGAGGCUGGCGACUACGUCUAUGAUGAUGAGCCAGAUGAGGCCCCUAGCGUGACGGGCCAGGAGCUCAUGCAGCUCGACGAUGGACCAUCAAACGCCAUUAUACUUCACGAAGACAAACAGUACUACCCAACCGCCGAGCAGGUGUACGGUGCCGAUGUCGAAACCCGUGUGGAAGAGGAGGACGCUCAACCGCUGACCCAGCCCAUCAUCGCGCCUGUCGAGCAGAAGAAGUUCAACAUCGAGGAAGCCGAUCUUCCACCCGUCUUUUUCGACCGCGAGUUCAUGACAGACUUGAUGAACUUUCCCGAACAGACAAGAAAUGUGGCAUUGGCAGGACAUUUGCAUCACGGAAAGACGGCCUUUAUGGACAUGUUGGUUCUCGAGACACACGACAUCACAGACCGAUUGGAACGAAGAGUAGGCAAGCACCGCGACGAACAAUUGAGAUAUACAGAUAUCCACAUUCUGGAAAGGGAGAGAGGACUAUCUAUCAAGGCUGCGCCAAUGAGUCUGGUGCUACCCAGCACCAAGGGCAAGUCGCAUCUUGUCAACCUGAUCGAUACCCCUGGACAUGUCAACUUUGUCGAUGAAGUCGCUGCCUCCUUCCGAUUAGUCGAUGGUGUCUGUUUGGUGGUGGACGUUGUCGAAGGAGUUCAGAUCAACACAGAGCAGAUCAUCAAGCAUGCUGUUCUCGAGGACAUCCCCCUGACCCUCAUCAUCAACAAGAUGGAUCGCCUCAUUCUCGAGCUGAAGCUACCCCCCAAGGACGCAUACUUCAAGCUCAAGCACGUUGUUGAGGAGGUCAACACUAUCAUCACAAACACAGCACCUACCAAGGCUGCUUCAAAGCGAAUAAGCCCCGAAAAGGGCAACGUCCUCUUUGCCUGCACGGAUAUGGGCUGGUGUUUUACGCUACCAAGCUUCGCCAAGAUGUACACAGAUACCUUUGGGGAUAUCAACGUCGACGAGUUCGCAAAGCGAUUAUGGGGCGACAUUUACUAUAACCCCAAGAAGCGAAAUUUCUCGCGAAAGCCCAUUGAUGAGCGUUCAUCACGUUCAUUCGUUCACUUCAUCCUUGAACCCAUCUACAAACUCUUCACGCACUCCAUCAGCGACAGUCCCGAGGAGUUGAAGCCGGUUUUGGCUUCACUGGGCAUUGAACUCAAGCCUUCCCAGUACAAGGCCGAUGCUAAGGUGCUGCUGAAGCUAGUCUGCGAGCAGUUCUUUGGACCUUCAACCGGCUUCGUGGAUAUGAUUGUCAAGCACAUCCCAUCGCCCAUCGAGACUGCCGAGAGGUUGUUGGAGAGAUACUAUACCGGUCCCUUGGACACCAAGGUCGCUGCCUCAAUGAAGACUUGCGAUCAGGAUGGACCAUUGGUCGUGCAUAUCACAAAGCUCUUCAACACAGCAGACGCCAAGAGCUUCCAUUCUUUUGGCCGUGUGCUAAGUGGAACAGUUCGACCGGGUAUGCAAGUUCGUGUUCUUGGCGAAGGCUAUUCUCUGGAUGACGAGGAAGAUAUGGCUAUGGCGAAUAUUGCAGAAGUUUUUAUCGGCGAGACAAGAUACAACAUCCCUACAGACGGUGUCCCAGCCGGUAACCUCGUACUGCUAAGUGGUGUUGAUAACUCCAUCGUCAAGUCAGCCACCAUCCUCCCUCCUAAACUUGAAGACGACGAGGACGCCUACAUCUUCAAGCCCAUCACACAUUUCACAGAAUCGGUCCUCAAGGUUGCUGCUGAACCCAUCAACCCUUCAGAACUUCCCAAGAUGCUUGACGGUCUCAGGAGGAUCCAAAAAUCCUACCCACUUAUCAAGACCAAGGUCGAGGAGUCGGGUGAACACGUCGUCCUCGGAACUGGAGAGCUGUAUAUGGACUGUGUGUUGCACGACUUGCGUCGUCUAUAUGCCGAUAUGGAUAUCAAGGUUUCUGAUCCCGUCACACGGUUCUGCGAGACUGUUGUCGAGACAUCAGCGACAAAGUGCUAUGCCAUUACACCGAACAAGAAGAACAAGAUCACCAUGGUUGCUGAACAACUAGAAAAGGGCAUCUCAAAUGAUAUCGAGAGCGGAGCAGUAAACAUCCGCGAUCCCAUUCGAAAGACAGCCAAGUUCUUCGAAGAGAAGCACGGCUGGGACAAGCUGGCUGCCCGCAGUAUCUGGGCGUUCGGGCCUGAAGAAACAGGACCCAACAUUCUCCAAGAUGAUACCCUCCCCACUGAAGUUGACAAGAAAACCCUCAACGCAGUUAGGGAAUCUAUUCGACAAGGAUUCAGCUGGGCAACCCGCGAGGGACCCUUGUGUGAAGAACCGAUACGAAACACAAAGUUCAAGGUUACAGACGUGCUUCUGGCCAACGAGGCCAUCUUCCGCGGAGGUGGCCAGAUCAUCCCCACAUCUCGCCGAGCAUGCUAUUCUUCCUUCCUCAUGGCAUCGCCUCGCCUUAUGGAGCCUGUCUAUUCAGUCUCUGUGACAGGACCUGAAGAGUCAUACAUGGAGGUUUACAACGUGCUUUCACGUCGUCGCGGCCAUGUUCUGUCGGAUGGUCCUGUUGCCGGCACGCCGCUAUAUCGCGUCAACGGAUUGCUACCAGUCAUUGAUAGUUUCGGUUUUGAGACAGAUCUGCGAAUCAAGACUCAGGGUAGCUCCAUGGUGAGUCUCGUGUUUGACAGCUGGAGUAUCGUGCCUGGUGAUCCUCUCGAUCGCGAGCAGAUCAUCCGCCCCCUCCAGCCUGCCACCGCACAAGCCACCGCUCGCGACUUCGUCCUCAAGACGCGAAAGCGCAAGGGUCUCAGCGAAGACGUUAGCGUCAAGACGUUCCUCGAGCCCGAAUUCUACCAGAGCCUAAUGGAAAGCGGAAUGCUGGGGGAGAUCUAG